Tribolium madens (black flour beetle) is the source of this 2403-nucleotide messenger RNA. RefSeq lists its product as uncharacterized. The record is from RefSeq and is a predicted model, not a curated record. NCBI's taxonomy places the organism in Eukaryota, Metazoa, Arthropoda, Insecta, Coleoptera, Tenebrionidae. The transcript has 5 exons. The coding region runs from base 236 to 1630 and encodes 464 amino acids.
UUCGGAUCCAACAUUCAGUUGAGUUCAGUUCAGUUUUCGCGUCGGAGAUGGUCGCAUGAAAGCUCGGAUGAAAGCUGCCAUCAAAGCUCCACCGCGCGAAGUUACCCCUAAAAAAGUGUCCGUGGUGUGAUUAAGUUUCCUGCAUGAUCGUCCCAGUGUUUUCUUUAUUUUUUCUGUGAAUGUGUUUUAGUGUCUGAAUUUUGAUUUUGUGUUUUUUUGAUUUUUUUUUGAAAAAAUGGCGUUGUUUUGGCGUACGGUCCUUGGUCUGGCUUCGAUCACUUCGUCGAUGGCGAUUUUUAUUGGCGGAGAGCAGGAUGUAGGAAGUCCCCUAAGGGUCGCACAAUGCAGAGCUACUUGUCUUGAAAGGUUUUCGAACGACGGCCCUAAUGGAGAGUCAAUGUGUUUGCAAGGUCCCGAUUGUUUCAUGUGUUGGGAAAACUGCGAGCUAUUGCAGUCCAACUUCCAAGUGUGGGGGGUCAUGUGCGAAGAGAAAGAGAUCUGUUUCCCUGGCUGUCAAGAGGCUUGCAGAUUCCACGCGGAAGCCUCCACGCAAAUCCAGCAAACACAACCGGUCAUCCACACCAAAGGCGAGGGAGUUAUCCAAGUCUCGGGGGCUCUAGCCCGGUGGCCAAGGCCGUCAUCAGUCGAACAGAAAACUCCACUAGUCUACGUGGUGAUGAUCAAGAGCCAAGGGGGCGUCUGGAGACAAAUCAUCCAAACUCUUGAUUUAACCACCCGAGUUCCCCUCAACACGGAUAAGAAGGGAGCGAUGUUGCGGGUCCUAGUGGUAGACCCUCAAGGUCUGGUCACUAUUUAUAGCCCCGACGAGGCCAGUUUCCGUGAAAAUCGCAAGAAAAAGAAGACGAUAAACACAGAAAUUAAAGCCACGACGAGCAAGAGUUUGACGACUGAUUCGGACGCUCCCUGGACAUUGCGCGAGGUCUCCCUGAUCCAUCAGAAAGUUUUAGUAAUCGGGGAGAUCGCUUGGGAGCCGAAAGCCAGCCGCGGUGUUUACUUGGUGACUUGGGAAGUGGACGGAGGCGGGCUGAAAGGCAACUUAUUCACCGAUUCGACUUGCGUCACUUUGUCCCUCUGGCCCGAUACGGUCUAUCACAUCCAAGUCGAACUCGUCUCGAGGAUCCCCGGAGUCGAAAAUCUUAAAUCGGAAAUGAUGGACUUGGACACGGGACGAGCACAGAAAGUUUCCACCGAGAGUCAGCAAGAUUUACCAGAAGAUAUCGAUUAUAAGUCGCCCCUCUUGUCCGUUUUAGUGAGUGCGUAUCAAGGGGAGAGUACCAAAGCGAAGUGGUACAGCAACGAUGCAAUGUGGGGGGCGGCUCUCGCUGUGGUGCUCUUCGCGGUACUCUUGGGGGUAGUGUUGUGGAGGUGUAGGAGGAGGUAUGGCAAUGCGAUAGAUAAUAUGAUCACGGGGGCUUCCGCCAUAAGGAGUCAGAAGCUGGUUGAGGACUUUACCGGGUAUACAGGCUUCCAACCAAUAAUAUCUGUGAUGUCGACUGACGAGACCAAAUACGGCAAAUGUGAGACGCCGGAAGUAACAUUUCAAGGUGCCCACACUAGCAAUUUUUUAAGUGAAUCCGAAAAGACUGCACGACACGAAGUUCAAGUGUGACGGCAUAGUUGUGAUGCAAUCAAAACGACUCGCGCCAAACUGGAUGAUUAAAAAAGUUCCUAAGUUUAUGUGAAAAAAUUGAGUGAAAAAGUGUCGCGAGUGAGACAAUUUUUAAAAUGGUCCUAAGUGUAUAUGUGUAUAAAAACUAGUCUAAAUUCGAACAUUUUCUUACGCUGAUAAUGUCGAAGUUUGCUUGAGACUGUCUAAACUGAUUUUGUUGCGAUGAAGACGAAGCAAUUUUUCAAUCGAUGUAGAUUCGAAAUGACUGUGUUAUUAUUUUGUCAAUUUUUUAUUUAUUUUUGACGCUUAGACUUUUGUACAUAAAUUUACUCCCAGUUUUAGGACGUCCAAAAACCGUGAAAACUGUAAAUUGCUGAUAAUCUUAUUGGAAACUCAAUAAUGUAUUUGUCAAUAUUUGGACAGUAGCUGAGUAGUUAUUGUUGGUUAGUUAGCUUCAUACAUCAGAUGUGCUCUUUGUCUCGUAUUUUACGACCGGGCAUCGUCGUGCUCGAGAUUUUUUCCUUCGAAUAAAUCCUUCCCUGCUUGAUUGACCUAUUAUUCCACACCUAGGAAAUUACAAUUUUUAUGAAUAUUUUAAACUCGAGCCAUCGACGUCCGCAUCUAACCGAUCAUUAAAUUAAUUUCGUUGUAAAUACUUUAUUGUAUUAUAAUUAUCUAUUAUAUAUCAUAUAAGUUAUUUUUCUAUUAAACAUGGUCUUAGUCAGUUCCAUGGCUAAAUGUAAAUAUAAUUAUUAUAAUUAUUAUCAGUGGAA